GACUCGAGGUAACUUCCUCCCCUAGUUUGUGGCUUUUCGCCUUCGCGGCGCUGCGAGUUGUGGAGUCCAGACGGCGCUAAUGUGUGCGGAGGCAUAACGAACAACAUGCCCCCUCACUGUUCCUCCCUCCUGGACCCGACCAGCGAGUGAACUCGUCACUUUUUGUUCUUUGUCCUUUUCCCUCUCUUUCGUCCGCACCGAGCGACGAUGUUGGCGUCGGGCAGACUCUGCUCUCCUCACUUUGGGAAACAAAUCGGGUUCUUGUCGGUGAAUCGUCCGGAGAUGGAAGAGUAGCUCGACCGGUGUCGGUCACCGAGCCUCCACUACAGCACUUCGAUGAAGCGAGCCACCAGGUCUACAGUGACAGCUGGGGACAUGUUUCUUUUGGUCUUGAUCGUCCUGGUCCUUCCCUGUUCUUGCUUGGAAGGUGAGGGCAGUGUGAGAGACACUAUAUGUUUGUGUGAGGGAUCGUCUUGCAGCACUGGGGUUCGGUGUUUUGGCCAGCAGUGCUUCACCUCCCUCUCCAUACUCAACGGGACUUCGGCCCUUCAGAAGGGCUGCAUUGUGGGUAGUGAAGGGUCCCUGCGAUGUGAAAGCCCGCCAUCUCCCGAGCUGUCGGUAGAGUGCUGCUAUGGGGAUUUGUGUAACAUGAACAUCUCCUUGCAGUCACUGGUGAAAGAUAUAGAACUGUCUGCUGGCAGACCAGUCCUCAGAGAGCAAGAGUGUGUGUGUGCGGGUGGCGUGUGUGAGCGUGACCAUCGCUGCACAGGGCAGCAGUGUUUCUCCUCUCUGAAGAUGAUUGAUGGGGCGGCUGUCCAACAGAAGGGCUGCCUGAGGGACGACGAGGAGGGCAGAACCACCUGUGCUACGCCACCCUCGUCGGGCCAUGUUGUCAAGUGCUGCCAGGGCCAUCUGUGUAACAUGAACGUCACUGUGCAAGCUCCCGGGAAAGAGGAGGAAGUGAAGGCCCUGAUCAGACAGGAGCACGAGUGUGUGUGCGAAGGCAGCUCGUGUGUAACGGGGAAUCGCUGCAAGGGCCACCAGUGUUUCUCUUCUCUGACCGUCAGCGGCGGCUCCCUGGUGUACCAGAAAGGCUGCUUUAAGGUUUACGAGCAGAGUACAAUGACCUGCAAGACCCCACCUUCCAGAGACCAGAUCGUGGAGUGCUGCCAGGGGUCCCUGUGUAACAUGAACAGCACCGUGGAGCUGCCCAUCAAAGCUAAUGAGCUGCCAAACUACAGUGUGACCACGCUGGCUAUUGUGAUCGUGGCACCCAUCAUCGUCCUCAUCGUCCUCUCUGCCGUUGCCAUCCUAGUGUUUAGACGCAUUCACCACAACCAAAUGGAGAGACCGACUUCACGAGAUGCUGAAUAUGGAACUAUCGAUGGCCUCAUAGCAUCGAAUGUGGGGGAGAGCACUCUGGCGGAUUUGCUGGAUCAUUCCUGCACUUCAGGCAGUGGCUCAGGACUUCCAUUCCUUGUUCAGAGAACCGUUGCUCGACAAAUUACACUCAAUGAGUGUGUGGGUAAGGGCCGUUAUGGUGAGGUGUGGAGGGGUCAGUGGCAGGGAGAAAGUGUCGCCGUCAAGAUCUUCUCCUCCAGAGAUGAGAAGUCCUGGUUCCGAGAAACUGAGAUCUACAACACCGUGCUGCUGAGACAUGAGAACAUCCUCGGCUUCAUAGCUUCAGACAUGACCUCGAGGAAUUCCAGCACUCAGCUGUGGCUGAUCACUCACUUCCAUGAGAUGGGCUCCUUGUAUGACUACCUUCAACUCAGCACGCUGGAUGCCUCCGGCUGCCUCCGCAUGGCCCUCUCCAUCGCCAGUGGCUUGGCACAUCUCCACGUUGAGAUCUUCGGCACACAGGGCAAACCGGCAAUCGCCCACAGAGACCUCAAGAGCAAAAAUAUAUUGGUUAAAAAGAAUGGACAGUGCUGCAUUGCUGACCUUGGUCUGGCAGUCAUGCACUUUCAAGAUACCAACGAGCUCGAUGUGGGGAACAACCCUAAAGUCGGUACAAAGCGAUACAUGGCCCCCGAGGUGCUCGAUGACUCCAUCCAGAUGGACUGCUUUGAGUCCUACAAGAGAGUGGACAUCUGGGCCCUGGGCCUCGUCCUGUGGGAGAUUGCCAGGAGGACAGUCAGCAAUGGCAUCGUAGAGGACUACAAGCCACCUUUUCAUGAUGUGGUCCCAAGUGAUCCCAGUUUUGAGGACAUGAAGAAGGUUGUGUGUGUGGAUCAGCAGAGGCCCAAUAUCCCAAAUCGAUGGUUUUCAGACCCAACAUUAACCUCCAUGGCCAAACUCAUGAAGGAGUGCUGGUACCAGAAUCCAUCAGCCAGAUUAACAGCAUUACGCAUCAAAAAGACUCUGACAAAGAUCGACAACUCUCUGGACAAAAUCAAAACAGACAUUUGAGCCUGGCCGGAGAAGACGAUGCAGACAUUUACUAAAGACCUUUGAAGACAUCCAGAGGGUGGACCAGCUCAGAGAAAUCUCAGAAAUCAAGAGACUUUGAUGGGUUCAGUGCCCUUAUAGUGGCACAGACCUAUAUUUAUUUUAAAACACUUGGCGGGACACAUUUUGGCAUCCAAAGAUGGCUUACCGGGCAUUCCUGAGACUGCCAGUGGUCUUGGAAAUAGGAAAAUAUCUACUCAACUUAUAACACUAUAAGAAAUGUUCUUCAAGGAAGAAACUGUUACCUGGGCAUUUGAGUAGGCUAGAACCACAGAUAUUAUUUCACCCUUUUUUUUAUUCUAAUACCUGAAAAAUGUCAGAACAUUUUAAAGUCAGUGAUCAUGUCAGCAGUUUUCCUUGAUCCCUGUAAUUGUAACUGCAUCGUUUGUUUGAUUUAUGGCGAAUCAUCUGGAAAAGAUGUCAACUUGCCAAUUUAUCCAGCAUUCUUUUCUGAAUACAGUAAGGGUCACAGCAAGUAGUGUUGUUUUACUUAGUGUGUCAUGCACCGCUGUUUACAAUGCUGUCGGAACAAGUUACUCAAGAUCUCGACAAUCCUGUGACAUUUAGGUGUACAGCUGUGUCACUGUUCCUUUUCCUUAUGUAUCGCCCAACUGAAGGUACUCUGUUGCAGGCUUUUUUUGUAUAUCAUCAUGGAUUUUACAUUGAAUUAUAUACCUGUUCUAUGUUUUGUUUCUUCAGCUUUACAGACACAAAUGCUAAAAGAACAAAUAAAAUAUCUGCUAGAUGACGCUGAGCUCUGUCUCUCCAGAGGCCUGUAAAGUAAAGCCUGUAUACUGUCUUAACGCGUGCAUUGUCAAGUAAAUGAAGUCAAACUUCAGCCUUUUUUUAUUUCUUUAACAUUUUAUAUCAAUUAGUGAUUUAUAUUAAUUAAAUAGAAAAAGAAUGUA
Scophthalmus maximus (turbot) is the source of this 3359-nucleotide messenger RNA. Its product is annotated as activin receptor type-1. The record is from RefSeq and is a predicted model, not a curated record. Bases 337 to 2412 code for a protein of 691 amino acids. Gene Ontology annotation, cellular component: plasma membrane; BMP receptor complex. Lineage: Eukaryota; Metazoa; Chordata; Actinopteri; Pleuronectiformes; Scophthalmidae. Gene Ontology annotation, biological process: heart development; protein phosphorylation; transforming growth factor beta receptor signaling pathway. Gene Ontology annotation, molecular function: ATP binding; SMAD binding; transforming growth factor beta receptor activity, type I. The transcript has 12 exons.